AGAGAGAGACUGCAGGGACCCGGCUGCACAGAGACAGCAAGAUAUCUGCAGGGAGACAGACAGACAGACAUGUCUCUAUCAGACAUCCGCCGGGUGCUUAUCAGUGACAGCCUGGCACCAGCCUGUGCCCAAACCCUACGCACCCAGGGGGGGAUCGAGGUGACGGAGAGCCCGGGACUGACACAUCAGCAGCUCCUAGGGCAGAUACAGGACUAUGAUGGUCUGAUUGUACGUUCAGCCACCAAAGUCACAGCAGAAGUCCUGACUGCGGGGUCCAGGCUGAAACUGGUGGGACGAGCGGGGACAGGAGUGGACAAUGUGGACGUCGAGUGCGCCACCAAGAAAGGCAUCAUCGUAAUGAACACCCCAACAGGGAACAGCAUCAGUGCAGCAGAACUCACCUGUGGACUCAUUCUAAGCCUGUCCAGGCAAAUUCCACAGGCUGCUGAAUCCAUGAGAGCUGGAAAAUGGGAUCGGAAAAAGUUCAUGGGAUCAGAACUGUAUGGGAAAACAGUAGGAAUCCUUGGCCUUGGUCGAAUUGGGAAAGAGGUGGCUAUCAGAAUGCAGUCAUUCCAGAUGCGGACCAUCGGUUACGACCCCAUCAUCCCCCCUGAGGUGACCGCUCAGUUUGGAGUUGAGCAGUUUCAACUGGAAGAAAUCUGGGAGCAGUGCGAUUAUAUCACAGUACAUACUCCCCUCCUACCCUCUACUACAGGGCUGAUAAAUGACGCCGCAUUCGCAAAGUGCAAACGGGGAGUAAAAGUUAUAAAUUGCGCUAGAGGGGGCAUCAUCGAUGAGGCGGCACUGCUAAGAGCGUUGCAGAGUGGGCAGUGUGGCGGAGCUGGGUUGGAUGUAUUUGUAGAGGAGCCUCCCAGAGAUCGAGCCUUAGUGGAGCACCCCCUGGUCAUUAGCCUCCCCCACCUCGGGGCCAGCACGGAGGAAGCACAGAAUCGCUGCGGGGAAGAGAUCGCUCAACAAAUUGUCGACCUGGUGAAGGACCGAGCGCUGGUGGGAGCUGUCAACGCACCGGCUCUAUUCAGAGCAUUCUCGCCUGAGACCAAACCAUGGAUCCAGCUGGGGGAGGCAAUGGGAAGUCUUCUUCAGACCCUGUUUCCCAAGAUCAGUGGGAGCGUCCAGGUCAAAACAUCUGGUGAUCUCCUGAAGGAUGCUGGGAGUUUCCUCUGUUCGGCAGUGACGGUUGGUCUGCUACGGGGGAACAAGGAGAAAAUCAACCUCGUUAAUGGAUCUCUAUUCGCCAAAAGCACAGGGAUUCAGGUCAGCUCCCAGCAUUCCACAGGCGCAGGAGAAACAAGACUGGAGGUGUCUGGGGAAGGUAUCCAGCUAGUUGGGGGUUUGAGUGAUUCCAUUCCAUGUCUCCUAAAGAUUGGAGCCUCAGAAUUCCGCAGCCCCGUUACACUCCGCGGCACUCUGCUCCUAUGGGAGGGGUCUGCCCCACUUCUGAAACUGACAGAAAUCCUUUCUGAGGCUGGAAGCCAACUAGAGAUGCUUCAUGUUUCAAAUGGACACAGCGUAGCUGGAAUAUCUUCCCCCGUCUCGGAUCUGUCCCUUCUAGGACCGUGCGUGCAGAUCACCCUGUGACCACCCUGUCCAGUGACCCCUCUGCACAUUUCCUUUUUUUGACUUGUAUAAGUGUGAAAUAGCCUGUAAUUAGCAAAUAAACCAUUCCAGUUUACCUCAA
Molecule: messenger RNA, 1699 nt
Organism: Xenopus tropicalis (tropical clawed frog)
Lineage: Eukaryota; Metazoa; Chordata; Amphibia; Anura; Pipidae
Gene: phgdh
Product: phosphoglycerate dehydrogenase
Biological process (GO): L-serine biosynthetic process
Molecular function (GO): oxidoreductase activity, acting on the CH-OH group of donors, NAD or NADP as acceptor; NAD binding; phosphoglycerate dehydrogenase activity
Source: RefSeq, marked provisional